Tetrahymena thermophila SB210 is the source of this 897-nucleotide messenger RNA. Its product is annotated as 2OG-Fe(II) oxygenase family oxidoreductase, putative. Gene Ontology annotation, cellular component: endoplasmic reticulum. Gene Ontology annotation, biological process: peptidyl-proline hydroxylation to 4-hydroxy-L-proline. NCBI's taxonomy places the organism in Eukaryota, Ciliophora, Oligohymenophorea, Hymenostomatida, Tetrahymenidae. The transcript has 3 exons. Gene Ontology annotation, molecular function: iron ion binding; procollagen-proline 4-dioxygenase activity; L-ascorbic acid binding. The record is from RefSeq and is a predicted model, not a curated record.
AUGUAUAGCAAAAGCGUAGUUUAGACUGCAUAAAAAAAAUCCAUUAUAGACAUAUUUAAAUCUGAGGAUAAAGAUUUAAGUAAGAAAAAGUAAUUAGAACAAGUAGUCUAAGGAGAAAUUUGGGUAGUAAAAAAGUUUUUAUCUACUAAAUAAUGUUAAGAAGUAAUUAAAUUCUCAGAAAGCUAAGGUUUUUAAGAUGCUUUGGUUAAUGUUGGAUAUGGUUUAGGAGUUCUUGAUAAAGAUUUUAGAGACUGCAAUCGCGUUAUGAUUGACGAUGUUGAAACUGCCUAGUAUUUGGCAGAAAAACUAAGACCAUAUGUUCCAUUAUGUUAAGAAGGAGCAUUAUACCAUGGAAUGAAUGAGAGAUUCAGGAUACUAAAGUAUAGCAAAGAUCAAAAGUUUGCUAUGCAUUAAGAUGGAUGUUGGAGUCCUUCGAAAUCUAUCUUUUCUAUUUUGACAAUUUAAUUUUAUUUGAAUACAGUGGAUAAUGGAGGAUUUACUCGCUUUGAAUGGGAAGGAUGGGAAUCUAAUGAGUAUAAAUGUAAAUCAGAGGAGGGAAAAAUAGUUAUAUUUAGAUAGCAAGGAUGGUGGCAUGAAGGAUCUCAUGUUUUAAAAGGACUAAAAUAUACAGUGAGAAACGAUUUAAUGUUCAAAUUAUAUACUUAGAAAGAGUGGGAACAAUAAAAAUAACUUCAUGAUCUAACUUGCGGUGUUUGCUCUAAAAAAGUUAAAGCUGAGGUGUUACAGUGUGGACAUUUAUUCUUAUUUUGUGGUUGCCAUGCAUUCUAUAAUGGAGAUAUUCAUACAAACCCUGAAGAAAAAAAACGUCUAAGAAGUUGCUGCUAAUGUGUCAAAAAAAUAUAAUCUCCAAGCAAAGAACUUUAUGAAAUACUCUGA